CCUCCUCCCCCCCCCCCUCCUCCCCCUCCCUCCCCCCCUCCCCCCCUCCCUCCCCCCCUCCCUCCCCCCCCCUCCCCCCCUCCCUCCCCCUCCCUCCCCCCCUCCCCUCCCCCCCUCCCUCCCCCCCCCUCCCCCUCCUCCCCCUCCCUCCCCCCUCCCCCCUCCCCCCCCUCUCCCCUCCCCCCCUCUCCCUCCCCCUCUCCCCCUCCCCCCCCUCUCCCUCCCCCCCUCCCCCCCUCCCUCCUCCCUCUCCCUCCCCCUCCCUCUCCCAUCCCCCUCACCUCCCCCUCCCCCUCCCCUCCCUCACCCCUCCCCCCUCCCUCCCUCCCCCUCCCCCCCUCCCCCCACCCCCCCCCCCCCCACCCCCCCCCCCCCCACCCCCACUCCCCCCCCCCCCCCCCCUCUCCCCCCCCCUCCCUCCCCCUCCCUCCCUCUCCUCCCCCCCCCCUCCCUCCCCCCUCCCCCCCCUCCCUCCCUCUCCCUCCCCCUCCCUCCCCCCUCCCUCCCCCUUCCCCCCUCCCUCCCUCUCCCUCCCCCCUCCCCCCUCCCCCUCCCUCCCUCUCCUCCCCCCUCCCUCCCUCUCCCUCCCCCCUCCCUCCCUCUCCCUCCCCCCUCCCUCCCUCUCCCUCCCCCCUCCCUCCCUCUCCCUCUCCUCCCCCCCUCCCUCCCUCUCCCUCUCCCUCUCCCUCUCCCUCCCCCCCUCCCUCCCCCCCUCCCUCCCCCCUCCCUCCCCCCCUCCCUCCCUCUCCCUCCCCCCCUCCCUCCCUCUCCUCCCCCCCUCCCUCCCUCUCCCUCCCCCCUCCCUCCCUCCCCCUCCCCCCCUCCCUCCCUCCCCCUCCCCCCCUCCCUCCCCCCCCCUCCCCCCCUCCCUCCCUCCCCCUCCCCCCCUCCCUCCCUCUCCCUCCCCCCCUCCCUCCCUCUCCCUCCCCCCCUCCCUCCCUCCCUCUCCCCCCCUCCCUCCCUCCCUCUCCCCCCCCUCCCUCCCCCCCUCCCUCCCUCCCUCUCCCCCCCCCUCCCUCCCUCUCCCCCCCCCUCCCUCUCCCUGACAACGGUUUCCCCACCGGCUCUCUGUCGGUCAUUGGCCGAAUCGAUAUGACCCCGCCCUUCCCGACUUGCUGCCCGCCCACUGGUCGCCCGAUCGCUGUCAGUCAUCGACGGCCCCGCGCACUAUGCCAGCGGGGGCUGUCAGUCAAAUCAGAGCCCGCCCGCCGUUGCCAGGCAGCAUCCAGCGAUGCCGCACGAUGA
Molecule: messenger RNA, 1245 nt
Organism: Pristis pectinata (smalltooth sawfish)
Lineage: Eukaryota; Metazoa; Chordata; Chondrichthyes; Rhinopristiformes; Pristidae
Source: RefSeq, a predicted model, not a curated record